This is a messenger RNA of Gilbertella persicaria, 855 nucleotides long. RefSeq lists its product as uncharacterized. The transcript has 5 exons. NCBI's taxonomy places the organism in Eukaryota, Fungi, Mucoromycota, Mucoromycetes, Mucorales, Choanephoraceae. The record is from RefSeq and is a predicted model, not a curated record. Bases 1 to 855 code for a protein of 284 amino acids.
AUGAAUCAUGUUCAGUCAUCACUCUCUUUACAGCAAAAUGCACCUCGAUUGCCUCGUUCAAACACAUUUCGUGGUUCUCGACUGAGAUUACCGCAAGCCAUUGUUUAUCGGGAUUCUGAAGGCAACAUUGUUGAUCCUCCGAGCAGUAUCAGUUCAGCUGUGUCUAUGACGAGAUCCUCUUAUUUCUCUGGGUCUGCAUUAGAUCCUGAUCUCUAUCAUACCAUUAUCCAUGGCCCACCAUGUAUUAGGGAUGAUAAAGCAGUUGAUCUAUCUUCUGCCUGUAACAUGUCGAUUGAGGAAACACCAACCAAUAUGAAUUAUGUCCCAUUAGAAUUUGAAAUUGUGUAUCAAGACGGAGGACAAUUAAGUGCCAAUUACAAUAUACAGAAUGUCCUUAGAAAUGACCAAAGUGUGUAUUGUUCUCAACCAUGUAGUGCAGUGAAUAUUCUUUUACGAUAUAGAGGAUGGAAAGAAAGUAAACAUCAACAUAAUAGACCUUGUUUUCUAUCUCACAUUAUCAUUCAAUCCCCUUUGCGAGAGUUUACUUCACCCCAUCAACAAGGCAUGGUGUUUGUCUCUCAUAAGCCAAUUGAUAUUGAAAUGACUCGCCCCUUUGACUUAUUUACACAAGACAACUUUACAAGAUAUACCCAAAAUAACGCACACUUAACCAGUGCUGAUCCAGUAGCUUGGUUUACUGCUUCUUCACAAAAUUUAUCUGUGAUAGACAUGAAAGAAAGAUCAGCUAAAUAUGUGCUUAUCAAACUAUUAGGAUCAGAUAAUCUAGAUCUGCAGUAUAUUGGCUUUGUUGGUUAUAUGGGCAGUCGCUGUUUUGCUCAUGCUCAACUUUUCUAA